UGGUUUACUCUACGCCAUAAAAAAAUGGGAUGAUACUUCAAUGUCAAAGAGGAAAAGAGGGACUGCCUCAGAUAUAGAUCUUCGUGCAUAUUCCUCUGCCUCACACUUUUCGCGCGACUCGACGAAGGAGGGCUGACAAGAGCGCAGUGCGCACCGACUGUCCUCGGGAAGAACGAGGAGAGGCUGACUGCCUGAUGGUCACUAUGGAUUUAAGUUCUCUGUAAACCUUCUCAGCAGGUUGGACCGGAGGCUUUUUAUUUCAUCCACUGCAGGUAAGACCCACACCUGACCCAGGACACAGACCUGUCAGGAGAGCCCCAAGAGACUGGCCAGCAGUCUGGGGAAGCCAUGGAGAAGAAUGAGAGGUCCACCCCUAUCCCUGGCAAAGAGAAAGAGGUGGAUAUCAUCAACAUCAAGGGCAUCGAGGACAUAGGCUAUGUCCAGCCGGAUUCCAUACUCCUGAACUCCCUGACACCCGAGGAGAACACCCAAUGCCAGCACGGACUAUACUUCCAGGAUGGAGAGAGGCGGGUGGACUACAUCCUCACCUACCACAUCAAAAAGCCCAGCAGCUCCCGCUCUAACCGACAGUCCUCCCGCUUCACCGACAAUGCCUUCACACGGAGCCUCCGCCGCGGGACGGCCAGGCUGGGACGACCCCCGCCCCCGCAGCCCAGAGGUGACCCGGAGGUGGCCUCUCAGGACCACAGCAUGGACUACCAUGAGGACGACAAGCGCUACCGCCGGGAAGAGUUUGAGGGCAACCUGAGGGAUAUGGGCCUGGAGCUGGAGAAGGAUGAGGAUACUAAAACUCCAGGUGUGGGUUUUGUGAAGAUCCACGCUCCAUGGCAUGUGCUCUGUCGAGAGGCAGAGUUUAUGAAGCUCAAGAUGCCCACGAAAAAAGUAUAUGAAGUGAAGCAGUGCAGUGGUGUUGGGGCGAAGAUCAACACAUUGGUAAACAAAGCCACUGAACCACUUCACCCCAACGUGGACGAGAACAGGGGACAACACGUUAAGCAUCUCUCCUACGCGUUUUCCAGGGAAAAACAACACUUGUUUGAUUUAUCAGACAGAGAAUCCUUCUUUGACAGUAAAACAAGAGCUUCAAUAGUUUUUGAAGUAUUGAAACGUACAAAAUGCACAAAGGCUAAGUAUAGUAUGGGGAUCACCAGCCUGCUAGGUAGUGGAGUCUACACAGCUGCCUAUCCGCUACAUGAUGGAGAUGUGGAUGGUGAAAACGUGGAGCCCAAUGAUAGGAAGCUCUUGUAUGAGGAGUGGGCGAGUUACAGUGUCUUUUACAAAUACCAGCCUAUCGGGCUAGUGAGGAAGUACUUUGGGGAGAAGAUAGGGCUGUACUUUGCUUGGCUGGGGCUGUACACCCAGAUGCUGAUCCCUGCUUCUCUAGUGGGAGUCAUCGUGUUCCUGUACGGCUGUGCCAGUGUAGACAACAACAUUCCCAGCAUGGAGAUCUGCCACCCCAGGAACAACAUCACCAUGUGCCCGCUGUGUGACAGAGCCUGUAACUACUGGAAACUGAAGGAAGCCUGCGGGACGGCCCGGGCCAGCCACCUCUUUGACAACCCUGCCACCGUCUUCUUCUCCAUCUUCAUGGCCCUCUGGGCUGCCAUGUUCAUGGAGCACUGGAAGAGGAGACAGAUGCGUCUCAACUACGAAUGGGAUUUGACCGGCUUCGAGGAGGAGGAGGACCACCCGAGAGCUGAGUACGAGCUCUGCGUUAUGCAGAAGUCCCUGAAGAAAGAACACAAGACGCAGAAGCCUACAGAGAUAGCAGAAGAACCAACAAACAAAUGGAAGCAAACGGUUCAAUCUGCCAUGGCUGGGCUUAAACUGACUGAAAAAGAAAAGCUGACCUGCAGAGACCGGUUACCAGCAUACAUGACCAACAUCGUCAUGAUGCUUCUGAUGAUCGGGGUGACCUUUGCUAUAGUGUUCGGGGUCAUCCUCUACCGGAUCUCCAUCACGGCAGCGCUGCACAUGAGCAACAACCCCACGACGCGAUCCAACGUCCGUCUGAUGGUAAAAACAACGGCCGCAAUCAUCAACCUGGUGGUCAUUCUGAUCCUGGACGAGGUCUACGGAGCCGUGGCCCGCUGGCUCACUGUCCUCGAGGUCCCAAAGACAGACAGGAGCUUUGAGGAGAGGUUGAUAUUCAAGACGUUCGUCCUAAAGUUUGUGAAUGCCUUUACUCCCAUCAUAUACAUAGCAUUCUUCAGAGGCAGGCUUGUUGGACGACCUGGAAGUUAUCUGUAUGUGUUUGAGUCGUACCGCAUGGAAGAGUGUGCUCAUGGAGGAUGUCUGAUGGAGUUGUGUAUUCAGCUCAGUAUCACCAUGUUGGGAAAGCAACUCAUCCAGAACAAUUUAUUUGAAAUCGGCAUCCCGAAGCUGAAGAAGUUGAUCAGGUACAUCAAGUCUAAGAGAAGGUCCUUCCAGGAAGAGGAGAGGGAGAAGAAGUUACAGCGCUAUGAGACGGACCACUUCCUAGAGCCCUUCGCAGGCCUCACUCCAGAGUACAUGGAGAUGAUAAUCCAGUUUGGGUUUGUGACCUUGUUCGUGGCGUCGUUUCCGCUGGCCCCACUGUUCGCCCUGCUCAACAACAUCAUCGAGAUACGCCUGGAUGCCAAGAAGUUUGUGGCUGAGCUCAGGAGGCCGGUCGCUGCGAGGGCAAAAGACAUUGGUAUAUGGUACAACCUUCUCCGAGGUGUGGCUAAAGUGGCCGUCAUCAUAAACGCGUUUGUGAUCUCCUUCACGUCAGACUUCAUCCCGAGGCUAGUCUACCAGUACAUGUACAGCCCAGAUGGCUCCAUGCACGGCUUUGUCAACCACACCAUGUCCUAUUUUAACGUCUCAGACUUCCAGGAUGGUAAAGAACCUAUGGAUCCUCAUCAUCUGGGUUACCAGGUGGAGAUGUGUAGGUAUAAGGACUACAGGGAGCCUCCAUGGUCCAACACGCCCUAUGUGGUCUCUAAAGAGUUCUGGGCGGUCCUGGCCGCCCGACUGGCCUUCGUCAUAGUCUUUCAGAACGUUGUGAUGCUGAUGAGUGACAUCGUGGACUGGUUGAUCCCAGACAUCCCUAAAGACAUCAGCCUUCAGAUCCACAAGGAGAAGAUCCUGAUGGUGGAGCUGUUCAUGAAGGAGGAGCAGGGCAAGAUGCAGUUCAUAGACAGCAUGACUCCUUGUGACGGCAAGGGGCGCAACAACCACGCCCCUAUAGCCCGCUCGCGCUCCAUCCCACACACACACAGUCACACGCACGCCAACAACUUCUAGCAGCUCCUAUAAGGUGUAGCCUUGCUAGCUAAGCCAAGGGUUACUACUCUCUGUGUCUUUAUCCAUGUCCAGACAUUCCAUAGAAAGGGAGAAGUGUUCUCUUCAAGACGUUGUCGGAGGCCGAACUACGACAAACAGAAACAGUCCCCGUGCACAAUGCCUUCCUGUCAAACCAUUCAGUGAAUAACUAACUAGCUAACUGCCAACCAGUUAACGAAGUGCCAGCCAGUGGGGUCAUGGUUUUGAGGGAUGAUCUUAAAUGUGGCGGACCAUACCAUAUUCAGAGCAGCCAGAGAAGAGAGAAAAUGUUUGUUUAAAAUGUUCCUUACGUGCUUUACGUUACAGCAUAUCUGGCAUCCGAGGUAUUUCGAUGUUUGCCUCUUUAUAAACAGGAUGUAGAUUAUACAUAAUCCUUUUACUCUUACGACUCAACCAUAUCCAUGGUGCAACCGUGCGAAUAACCACUCUCAUAAACGCUAAACUUUGUAUUCAAUCGCUACACAACACUAAUGAACGAUUAUUUUCUUUACCUAGAUUUUUUUUUCAUUUGUAUUUUUAACUAUAAAAAAAAACUAACUUGGAUAUCUUGAAAUGUAUGUGUGUGGAGCAAAGGAUAUCAUCUUAAAUGGGUGACAGGUUUUUGUAUGUCUUUGAUUCAAAGAUCUCAAAUGUUUUUAGCUACCAAGCACACAGUUGAGCAUGGUUGAUACAUCACCUGGUUGUGGGCUCCCAUGCUAUCAUAUAGCAAAAGCUGUUAGUAGAGUAUUUUAUUGCGUUACAGUACACAAGUAAAAUAGCACUGUAUGAUGACUAGGAUGCUGCUAAACAUAGUAAAAUACUUUGAAUCACUUUAGUUCAGAAUAUAUACGACUUAGCAGUGUUGUAAGAAUAUACCCCUGUUGUAACAUGUACAGUUCAGGCAAAUCUUUCUCUGCCACAAGACAUACAUUAUACUAUGUGACUUCUACGCUUCAAAGCCAAUCAGGAUAUUCUUUUACAUGUGGAGCAAUAAUAAUGAAACCUUUCAGUUGUACUUAAAAUUGUAUAUUGUUUACACUUACUUCUGUCUACUGGAUAUACUAAGAAACAUCAUAUUUCUCGUUCUUCUCGUUUCUCGUUGAUCCUUUUAUAUGUCAAACCAAUGUCUUCAUACAAAAUGAGAGUAAUUUCAUAGCAGCCUAUUUUACUGUAUUGAUACCGACUACGUUGUAAAUCAUUUUGAUGUGAUGUUGAAUAAAUAAUGCAUUAGAUUGAAUGUAAACAACAAUGCGGUAUGGC
Oncorhynchus keta (chum salmon) is the source of this 4566-nucleotide messenger RNA. Its product is annotated as anoctamin-1-like. The record is from RefSeq and is a predicted model, not a curated record. Gene Ontology annotation, cellular component: plasma membrane. Gene Ontology annotation, biological process: chloride transmembrane transport. The transcript is spliced from 26 exons. Bases 349 to 3288 code for a protein of 979 amino acids. Gene Ontology annotation, molecular function: protein dimerization activity; chloride channel activity. NCBI's taxonomy places the organism in Eukaryota, Metazoa, Chordata, Actinopteri, Salmoniformes, Salmonidae.